AAUAAUCGUUCGCGCUCGUUCGUCAGUCUUGUUUGCUUGUUUUAGACAAAUUCUCUUAGGACACGUGUACUUGCCUCAAUUAAAGCUCGAUUCAUAAUUGUGAACAUUAUUCAGCAUUUUCGUGAGGUGAUGAAAAUAUAUUGUUGCUGUGGUACAGUUUAAAUUCAGUGUAGCUUGAAGCCCCCAAAGAAGCUUGUUUAUCCUAGUGUCAACAAAUAUUUAAUAAUCAUGUCAGAAUUUCGGGACUGGUACUAUAGUGUACCAUUCUUCACACGAUAUUGGCUUACAUUUACAAUAGCUCUUAGUUUAAUUGGCCGGUUUGGACUUAUAAAUUAUUACUAUUUCGUUUUGGACUUCUACCCCUUCAUCAACCAAUUUCAGAUAUGGCGACCGAUCACAGCCCUAUUCUUCUACCCAAUCAAUCCAUCAACGGGCUUCCAUUUCCUUAUAAACUGCUACUUCCUAUACAACUACUCCCAAAGACUCGAGACUGGCAUGUUUGCUGGCAAGCCAGCGGAUUACUUUUACAUGCUGUUAUUUAACUGGGUCUGCAGUGUAGUCAUUGGAUUUUUGGUUAAUUUGCCAAUCUUAAUGGACCCCAUGGUUCUCUCCGUUCUGUAUGUGUGGUGCCAACUGAACAAGGACGUGAUUGUCUCCUUCUGGUUCGGCACCCGGUUCAAGGCGAUGUACCUACCUUGGGUGCUGCUGGCAUUCAACCUAGUCAUCAGUGGGGGUGGAGUAAUGGAACUGCUGGGCAUCCUGAUUGGUCACAUGGCCUUCUUCCUGCUCUUCAAGUAUCCUCAGGAGUUUGGUGGUGCUUCAUUGUUGACGCCUCCUGCAUUCUUGAAACAAAUAUUCCCGGACACACGGUACGUGGGUGGUUUUGGCACUGCGCCCCAAGCCAGAGUCCCCACGCGGCCCGGCGGCACAGUCUUCGGCGGUCACAACUGGGGACGCGGCCACACGCUUGGCGGGAACUGAAUCGAUUUGGCGGGGAAUGUGACACGGUGACAGCAACAAGGGAUAUGUAGUGGAGUGUUUAAAAAUCGAAUGUACAGUUUCCUCCUUGGUUGGAAAUUGUUUAAAAAAGUUUGAGAAUAAUUUAGUGCUGACCAGGUUGAGAUUCUUUAAGUACACGUUCUCAAUGAUGUGUAUUUAAAUUGUGAGCAUUUUGUUUUUCUUAAUAAUUUUUAAAGCUAAUCAAUAUUAUUUUUCUAAAACUUCAUAUCAGAACAUUAUUCUUACAUUCUUGACUCAAAUUACUAAAUAUAGUCAAUUUGUUUAGGUACUGAAAUAAAGGUACCUAAACAGUAUUGAUUAUCUUCAUUGAAAAAUACACUUAUGACAAAGUAAAAGGAAAAAACAGAUGUUAUAAUUAGAUAUUUUCAGUUUCUUAAGAAUAAAGUUAUAUUAUUUUGAACCUUACAGCGUUAAUAUUUUACCCUAAUAAUUUUAUAACUAUUUUUCAAACUUGUUUUCAAUUAAAUCUAAUUUGACAAACUCUUCAAAAUCUGUCAAACAAAUUGGAAUGGUAUUAUAGUGUGACUGUAUUCAAUAAGUUAUUCUAUUUUUUGUGUGAAUAUUGAAUAUCUGAAUACUUUGUCUGUACAAAUCGUUAUAAAGCAAAAAAAUUAAGGUACCUAAUGAUUUUUAGCAAAAGAAUUGUUUUGUUUGAAUAUAUUAUUGACAGUUUCAAAGAUUUCACUACUAGGUAUUUCAGCCUUUAUAAUUGAAAUUAGUGAAACUAUUUGGUUGCUUGAACUCGGCUUAGCUGUGCUGAUAAGCGAAAACUAUUAUUUUUAAUAUAUUAAUAUUUAUAAGGAACAAAUCAACGAAGUUUAAUUUCUUAACUCCACUAAGAAGCAUUAAAAUAUCAAAGUGUUAUAUUUCGUUGUUCAACCAACCAAUGGUUGAAGUUCUAUAACUGUCUUUGCAUAAUAUUGUCAGACUUGUCUGUCCUUAGCUAUAUUUCUACGAAUUGUUGUAACAAUAAAGUGAGAUCAAGAUAUAUAA
Molecule: messenger RNA, 2013 nt
Organism: Amyelois transitella
Lineage: Eukaryota; Metazoa; Arthropoda; Insecta; Lepidoptera; Pyralidae
Gene: Der-1
Product: derlin-1
Exons: 5
Coding region: 229-981 (250 amino acids)
Biological process (GO): endoplasmic reticulum unfolded protein response
Cellular component (GO): endoplasmic reticulum membrane; Hrd1p ubiquitin ligase ERAD-L complex
Molecular function (GO): ubiquitin-specific protease binding; misfolded protein binding
Source: RefSeq, a predicted model, not a curated record